Molecule: messenger RNA, 666 nt
Organism: Loa loa (African eye worm)
Lineage: Eukaryota; Metazoa; Nematoda; Chromadorea; Rhabditida; Onchocercidae
Exons: 5
Coding region: 1-666 (221 amino acids)
Biological process (GO): fatty acid beta-oxidation; long-chain fatty acid import into peroxisome; peroxisome organization
Cellular component (GO): peroxisomal membrane
Molecular function (GO): ABC-type transporter activity; long-chain fatty acid transmembrane transporter activity; ATP binding
Source: RefSeq, a predicted model, not a curated record
AUGGGAAAACAUCGACGUGAUGAGAAGGAUUUCCAUUUUGAUUAUUAUUUUUUCCGUUGUCUUGCAAAUGUUACAACAAUUCUUUUUCCACGUAUCGAAUGGGCUGUACUCUUUAUGUUUGCUACACUUCUUUUUGCUAUUGCUAGUGAAGUAUUAACGUUUUUGAUGGGUAUGGUACCAGGUCGAAUAUAUCAGGCAUUAGUAGAUAAAAGUAAAUCGGAAUUCUGGCAUAUUUUUAUCAUUGGCUCAAUUGCAUAUAUUGGCAAAUGUGUGUUAAUAGCAUUGAAAUCGUUCACAUCAUGGCAACUUUAUUUAAGUUGGCGUAAGAAUGCGGUAAUCAAACUUCAACAAUUCUAUUUUAAUAAUCAUACAUACUAUAAAAUCAAUAAUAUUGAUGAUUAUGGAAUCGAUAAUCCUGAUCAACGUAUCACACAAGAUACUGAAAGAAUGUGUAAUCAAUUAGCAAUUAAUAUAAUGCCUUCUAUACUAAUUGGGCCAUUUGUUAUUGCUUUUUAUACCUAUAAAACAUAUAUCACUACUGGCGGUUUGGGUAUUGGCAUUAUCUAUGGUUAUUUCGUCGUUGGCGUUAUUGUCAACAAAUUCCUUAUGUCACCGAUGGUCAAAUGGAAUGCUCGAGUACAAAAAACCGAAGGUGACUUUAGGUAA